AUGAUGCUACUCGUGAUAUCGAUAGUAAUACUCAAGAUAGUAUGGGCUAAGGAUAAUGCGAUGCAAACGCGUCCUGUGCUGCUCAUUCCGGGCUUUGCAUCGUCACAACUGCAGUCGUGGAGCCACUAUCGCUGUGCGACUGGUUUCCGUAAUAAUCUGUUCCGAGACAUUAACUUUGGCGACCGAGUAUGGGUUGACGUGGCUCGUGUAUUGGCACAAAGUGACUGCUGGAUCGAUUGUAUGAAGCUGGAUAUUGCAACACAAGAGGAACGCGUAUGCAAGCUGCGAGCAGCACAAGGUCUUGAAGCAGUGUCUGAGCUUGAUCCGGGCAUUGUCACCGGCCCGUUAUCGACAAUAUGGCGUCGUAAUAUUCAAGAUAUGGUGGACCAUUUUGGAUUGGACCCGGAACAACUAGUUGUCGCAACGUACGACUGGCGACUGCCAUCGAGUAAGCUACAGCAACGUGACAAAUUCUUCUUAUCACUUAAGAGAAAAAUUGAGCUUACAGUCGAAAUGGAUGGGUAUCAAGGAGGAAUGGUUGUGAUUGCACACUCGAUGGGAAAUAGUGUCUUUCGGUAUUUUCUCGAGUGGCUCAAGGAAGAGGUGGGACGAAACAAUUGGCAAAAGUGGUUGGAUUCCCAUAUUUCAGCAUAUUUUGCUGUCGGCUCACCCUUACUUGGAAGUAUCGAGUCUCUUGAACUCAUUACGUCCGGUCUAACAGAAGGACUACCAAUCACGCAGAGUGAAAUGCGCAAGCUCGUCGUAUCUUUCGGCUCUAUCUUAAGUUUCUUACCAAUUUCUUCAGGAUUGGGCAUAGCCGAAGACAACGAUGUUCUAGUUACAGUUCGUUUUCGACAGGAAGAUGCUUCCAAAAAUGAGUUGGAACGGGUUCGCAAUUUUACUAGCGCUGACGUAGCGUCGGGUCAAUUUUUCCGCGAAAUGGCAACUCACGAUCCGAUCUUUGCACAGUUGGAAACAAUGCGUGCACAGUUUUAUGCGAAAGACUCAGUCUUUGAUCAUUCAAAACCCUUCGAACGACCGCCAAUCGCUUCGGUCUACAGUGUCUAUGGUGUCAAUGUCCCGACUAAGGCCUAUUACGAGUAUGAAAGUACAGCAACACCAGAACGCUGGUUUCAAGUGCAGCUGAAGAAUGAAAUAGGACACGAGCUAACAUGCAGGAAAACGGGUGAUGGCACUGUACCAUACCAUUCACUUUCUUUUGCACACACGUGGUUGGGCUCAAACGGCUCCAUCGUUCGCGUUACUCAGACCCCGCAGUCUGUUUACUUUUCACGUCAAAAUAUCACACGAGUUCGUGCUAUACGACACGCACGUCGUCACGCUGAAUACGCGUUGUUGAAGAAAAAUAUGUCUAUUUGCGAGGCAAAGAAAGAAGCGUUAUUGACCAGUGGCACUUCGGCAGGUUUCUUUGCUGGACUCUUUGGAUCACAAAAUCACGACAAAAUUACAUUCUUCGAAAGCUCGAAGAAAGUGAAUGGAGUUACGUAUUCGACUGGCGUAUGGGAAAUGGAUGGAGUGGGACAUCGUGAUAUCAUAUCAAAUCCAACGUUUCUUCGUGAGUUACGGGCCGAGUUACGGCACAUUUUUAAUGGAAAAUCGAAUUCAGACAAGUCAUCUCGUCCGCCAGUCGUCGACGGGGAUUGCUAUUGGAAUUAUCGGUAUGCUUAUUGUGAGUUUUCCGACUUUUGUGAAUACCGUUAUGUCUUUGGAGACAUGACUUUCGACCAAUCCUGCCGCAUUCGAAUUAAAGAGAAUCUGCUUGCGCCGACGUCCUCUGCGAGUCCUUUUCUGGGUGUUUCGGCAUUGACUGCACAUCAAGAGCCAGUCGAUGUAGCAUUUACAGGACCAUAUUGCUCGGCGCCAUGUCAAUUUGUUUCAUCUUCAUCACCUAACACUUCGAUGUCUUAA
Messenger RNA from Plasmopara halstedii, 1929 nucleotides. Its product is annotated as phospholipid sterol acyl transferase 1. The transcript is spliced from 7 exons. The record is from RefSeq and is a predicted model, not a curated record. NCBI's taxonomy places the organism in Eukaryota, Oomycota, Peronosporomycetes, Peronosporales, Peronosporaceae. The coding region runs from base 1 to 1929 and encodes 642 amino acids. Gene Ontology annotation, biological process: lipid metabolic process. Gene Ontology annotation, cellular component: cytoplasm.